AUGAUGUUAUCGCCUGUUUUGCUGGUGGUUCUGGGCCUGGCAAUGUUAGUAGCAGCGGCCGACUUGUACAAAAUAUUGGAUGUGCAUAAGUCAGCAUCGGAGAAAGAUAUCAGAGCUGCAUACAAGAGACUCAGCAAGAAAUAUCACCCAGACAAGAACAAGGAUCCGGGCGCGGAGGAUAGGUUUGUAGACAUUGCCAGAGCCUAUGAAGUUCUGUCAGAUCCAACAAAACGCCAAAUAUACGAUCGACAUGGAGAGGAGGGCCUCAAGGCUCAUGAAGGCGGUCAGCAUCAACCAAAUCCCUUCGAUGUCUUCUCGAGUUUCUUCGGUGGCCACCAUCAACAGCAGACAAGAAGAGGGCCGUCAUCUUUAACUGAAUUCGAGGUUUCACUGGCGGAUAUAUAUCAGGGUGCAAGUAUAGACUUUAUGAUCAAGAAGCGUAUCCUAUGUGAUCAUUGUAGAGGAUCGGGUGCGGCUUCAGAUGGUGACAUUCACACUUGCACAGGAUGCAACGGAGCCGGCGUCAAGUUAGUCAAGCAACAGAUAUUCCCUGGAAUGUUCGCGCAAAGUCAAGUAACCUGUAAUGAGUGUAAUGGGCGGGGGAAGGUUAUCAAAAAGCUUUGCCCCCAUUGUCAAGGCCAUAAAGUCGUCGACCAUACUGCACACUACACGCUUGAAGUUACGCCUGGUAUGCCAGAGGGUCAUGAAGUAGUUUUCGAAGGAGAGGCAGACGAGAGUCCUGAUUGGGAGGCCGGUGAUGUUGUUUUGCGAGUAAGGAGUAAAAAGGUUAAAGGGUCAUGGAGGAGAAAAGAAACAAGCCUGUACUGGAAACAAACCAUUGGUAUCGAUGAGGCACUGCUCGGAUUCGAGAAAAAUAUCACCCAUUUAGACGGUCAUAAUGUUCAGAUUGUGAGAAAAGGGGUCACGCAACCAGGUUUUGUACAAGUCGUGAAAGGAGAGGGUAUGCCGGUAUUCGGCAAUAGAGAUGUGAAGGGCGACUUGUUCAUCGAGUAUAACGUUAUUCUACCUGGCGAAAUAACUCCGGAGAUGCGUAGGAAACUCACGGAGGCUUUCCAGUCACCAUCGUCAACACACGACGAACUGUGA
Psilocybe cubensis is the source of this 1107-nucleotide messenger RNA. RefSeq lists its product as uncharacterized. Gene Ontology annotation, biological process: response to heat; protein refolding. The record is from RefSeq and is a predicted model, not a curated record. NCBI's taxonomy places the organism in Eukaryota, Fungi, Basidiomycota, Agaricomycetes, Agaricales, Agrocybaceae. Gene Ontology annotation, cellular component: cytoplasm. The transcript is spliced from 12 exons. Bases 1 to 1107 code for a protein of 368 amino acids. Gene Ontology annotation, molecular function: ATP binding; Hsp70 protein binding.